AUUCUUCGGCGUAAGCGGGAAGUGAGGAAGACAGCUAGUAUACGAGAGUUGUAUCAGGAGUCGAGCCGAAUCGAGUCGAGUAUAGGGAUUUGUAACAUGGAUAUAGUAAAUUACAUCCAUGGUUUGUAGUUUAUAGAUAAUCUGAUAAUACUCAUAAUACUACUACAGCACAGACAGCUACGGCAAGCUCCGAGGGUAAAACAACUAACCAGUCACCACCUGUAUUUAAUCACACGGUACACGAGUAAAGUUUGUAACUCUAUUUGCCUGCGUGUACAUAUAAACACCGAGUUGGCUGGAGAAGACAAAGCAGUUGACAGUGUAGAGUACGGGCAUGGCUAUUUCCUGGAAACAUCAUGUAAAAACGUAAACUCGAUUUGUAUCGAACUCGCGGAAAGAAGUACCGGUAGAAAAGAUUCCUUCUUUCAUUUUGGCCCAAAUCCUCUAGUCUGAGUCGACACAGCGUGCGCACGGAUUGGAAAGUUUGCAUCGUGGAAUCAGGAAGUCCAGUAAAAUGCUAAACCGUAAUCUGUGCCUGUCACUGUUAAGAAGUUGUCAGCUCUGAAACCAUCUCGUGAUGCUCGUUGGACCCAUAGAACAUGCGGCUGACAGCUGAAUCCAGGCUCUCUGUGAAGGAACUGAGCUCUGACAGUGGUUAAUCAGUGACUCCAGUGGGAAUGUCCUACUGGUCUGUUGGCCUUCCCCAGGACUCUGGAGACUCUACCAGCAACAUGGAGCAACAAAGCAGCCCUGGGGAGGAAAUGGGAGCCAAGGCAUCUUUGGUGGAUGGUAUGGGGCCUGGCUCUUCGCUCGCUCCCUCUCUCACUCUGGAGAACAUCCAGACAGCAUAUGAAGAUGGAGAGGAGUCCGCCAGGGAGCUGAUUCAACAAGCCUGCUGUGUGGAGUGCAGUGCAGGGACGCCCCGGAUCGACGGGGUACAUCUGUUGUGUGUGGCCACUCAGCAUGGUGAUCUGGAGAGCGUGUGUUACCUCCUAAAAGAAGCCCGGAUCUCAGUGCCCCUGGAGCCAUCCAACAGCAACCCAGCCAUCUUGGCAGCGUACUACGGCCACACCAGCCUGGUCAAAGAACUGCUCGACUCCAUACCUGGUCCAUGUCUGAGGAAAGACUUACUGAACUGGAUGCUGGCCACAUCUUGCCAGCAGGGUCACCUGGAUGUGGUCCGUCUGUUGGUCCACGGUUACGACGCUGAUGCCAAGGACUGUGCCAUCCACAGCGAUGAGUUUGCUGUUGUUACUGGACUGCCGCUGUACGCUGCUGCACGAGCAGGUAAUGAGGAGAUUGCUCGCUUCUUGCUGCAGAAUGGAGCAGGAUUCUCAUCAUACACCCUGAUCGAUCAUCCAGCCUUCAGCAAACACCUCCUCAGACUCAAACUACAGGAAACGUCCAACAGUGAGGUAAAAGAGGCUGUCAGUGUGUAUUGGAGUGGUCUGCAACUGCCCUGGUUGGACCUAGAUUGGUUCAUGGAUAUCUCCUCACGCAUCACCCACCUGGAUCUGUCCUCCAACAACCUGACUGCUCUGCCCUCUGUCGUGCCCUGGGGUCUCAUCCACCUUCAAACUCUGGAUCUUUCGAACAACCAGCUGAAAGAGCUGCCUCCUGCUCACAGCUCCCAGGAAGUCAUCUGUUCCAGUUUACAGCAGGUAAAUCUCUCUCAGAACCUGCUCACCAGUUUGCCACCUGGACUUCUCCAUCUGACCCGCAUCCAGAGACUUUCUGCUGCCAAGAACCAGCUCACAGUCCUGUUUGACAUCCCUGCUGCUACUAACUGGAUCGGUCUUCGUAAGAUGGAGGAGCUGGACGUGUCUGAUAACUGUCUGACCAGUCUGCCUGUGGCCGUCAUGCACCGUUUGAAAUCCCUGAGCUUCCUCAAUGUGUGCAGGAACAAACUGAGCUCCUUCCCUGACCCCUGGGCCUGUCCUCUGAGGCAAUGCAAAGCUUCUUCUAAUGUGAUUGAGAGUCUUCCUAACACGAUCUCCAUCUUCUGGAGGACUAAGCUGCAGGAGGUGGACUUCUCUGACAACAGCCUGAGGGAGCUGCCAUCGUACAUUUUUGAACUGGAGGCUCUGGUCUCAUUGAGACUAUGUGGGAAUCAUAUUUCGACACUCCCCGCUCCCAGUAAGUGGAAGUGCUCUCAGCUCAGGACCCUGGAUCUUUCCAGGAACCAGCUUGGCAAAACAGAAGAGGGGCCCAAAACCAGGAGGCUGGCCUUCCUGACUACAUGGAACAGGAGGGACCCAGACCCAGUGUGUCCCAUAGAGUUUCCCAUGAUACUGCGGGAUUCACUGGAAGUGCUUUACUUGAAUGACAACCAGCUGGAGUGUGUUCCUCAGUCAGUGUGUGGUCUGCACAGCCUCACUGAGCUCUACCUCUCCAGUAAUCCUGGAAUCCGGGAGCUUCCAGCAGAGCUCGGUCAGCUUUCCAACCUGUGGCAGCUGGACACCGAAGACCUCAACAUCACUAAUGUUCCUCAGGAAGUGAGGAAAGAAGGUCCUGCAUCUGUCCUGGCUUUCCUCCGGGCUCACCUUCGAAAAGCAGAGCCUUGUAGACUGCUAAAGAUGCUUGUGAUUGGUCCACCGAGGCAGGGGAAGACAGCCCUUCUGGAGGCUCUACAGACCGGCAGGGCGUCUGCCUUCACCCCAGCAGAGUGCAGCAUCUCCACCUCCACCUGGGAACUGGACAAACCCAACAGUGGCAAAAACAAUAAGGACUCGGUGGCAUUCAAUGUGUGGGACAUCGGAGGUCAAGUCAGCAUGUCCACAGUGAACCAGUGUUUCUUCACCGAUAAGGCCCUGUAUGUGGUGAUCUGGAACCUGGCUCUGGGAGAAGAGGCGGUGGCCAACCUGCAGACAUGGCUGCUCAAUAUUGAGGCUCGAGCACCCAACUCUGCAGUGGUGGUCGUGGGAACACAUCUGGAUCUCAUCGACACCAAGUUUCGCACCGAGAGACUGGCCACACUGAGAGCUUACAUUCUGGCUCUGUGCCGAUCCCCAUCAGGGGCUCGAGCCACCGGCUACCCUGACAUCACCUGGAAACACCUGCAUGAAGUGUCCUGUAAGACCCUGGAGGGUUUGGAGGGGCUGAAGAAGCUGAUAUACCAGGUGGCUCUCUCCAUGAAAGACUGUAGCAGCUCAGCAUGUGGCAGUAAAUUGCUGGGCAGACUGAUCCCCAGGAGUUAUCUGACACUUCAGGAAACAGUGAUCGCGGAGAAGCAGAGGCGAGAAGCUAAGGGAGAAGUCCAGUAUCUGACUGAUGCCCAGCUGGACCUCAUCAUUGAACAGAACCCAGGAAGUGACAUUAGAGACUAUGAGGACCUACAGACUGCCAUCAGCUUUCUGAUAGAGACGGGGACCCUGCUGCACUUCUCCGACACCAGCCACGGCCUUUGCACCCUCUACUUCCUGUGUCCUGUGUGGCUGUCAGAGUGUUUGGAGAGGAUCAUACACCUCAAGUCGUCUCGCUCUGUAGCCAGAAAUGGAGUUAUUCGAGCUGAGGACCUCAGGAUGCUGUUGGUAGGAACAGGGUUCACCCAACAGACAGAGGAACAGUAUUUCCAGUUUCUAGCCAAGUUCGAGAUCGCUCUGCCUGUGGCCAACAACAGCUAUCUGCUGCCCCACCUCCUUCCUCCCAAGCCUGCCCUGGACAUCCACGGCUUCCGGCAGCAGGUCACCAACACACUACAACGCCUUUUCAAGAUGAGCUUUGUUCCCGCUGGAUUUUGGGAGCGCUUCAUCGCCAGGAUGCUCAUCAGCCUGACAGAGAUGGACCUGCAGUCAUUUGAACCCAAGAGAAACACCAGGAACCAGCGCAACAGGAACUCUGUAAUCUACAGCUUUGCUGGAAGCCAGCAGAGAAACCGUUGCAGCACAUUCAGAGUCCGACGCAGCCAGACGAUCUACUGGAAGGAGGGGCUGCUGGUCACUUUUGAUGGAGGUUAUCUCAGCGUGGAGUCAUCAGACGUCAACUGGAAGAGGAAGAAGAGUGGAGGCAUAAAGAUCAUCUGUCAGUCGGAGAUGAGGGAUUUCUCUGCCAUGGCCUUCAUCACAGACCACGUCAACUCUCUGAUCGAGCAGUGGUUCCCUGCUUUGACAGCCAGUGAGAGUGAUGGGAGUCUCCUCAUCGAGCAGUAUGCCCCCUGUCCUCUCUGUGCCUCACUGGGUCAUCAGAAGCAGGGUGAGGUCCCAGCCAGCCGGCCCAGCCAGAGAAAUCAUGGAGCAACUGAUGGAGGAGGCAGAGGAGAAGCAGGAGAAGCAGGAGUUCAUUACUUUAACAUGGAGGACUGUGUGCUGGCUGCAGUGGAGAGGGAGCACAUCAUUUGUCCUCAGCAUCCUGACCAGCCAGUCCCCCUCCAGGAGCUGGUCCCAGAGCUCUUCAUGACCGACUUUCCUGCACGGCUCUUUUUAGAGAAAUCAAAGCUGGAGUACUCUGAGGAGGAGAGUAACAUCCUGGGCCAGGGUGGUAGUGGGACCAUCAUCUACCGAGCCCGAUACUGUGACCAGCCGGUGGCCGUCAAACGCUUCCACUUCAAGAAGUGUCGACAGCAGACCAUCAGCAGCGACACAGACACCAUGGUGAAACACCUGCAGUCUGCAGAUGCCUGUCGGAGCUUCUCUGAAUUUCGCCAGGAGGCCAGUAUGUUGCACUCUCUUCAGCAUCCCUGCAUCGUCUCUUUGGUGGGCAUCAGCAUCCACCCGCUUUGCUUCGCCCUGCAGUUAGCGCCUCUGGGCAGCCUCAACACUGUGCUGGAGGAGAAGCACAAAGGCAAAGGCUCAAAGUACAUGCCCCUCGGUCACAUGCUAACCUUCAGAGUAGCCUAUCAGAUUGCAGCAGGACUGGCAUAUCUACACAGGAAGAGCAUCAUCUUCUGUGACCUUAAAUCUGACAACAUCCUGGUCUGGUCUCUGCAGGUUCAGGAUCCAGUCAACAUUAAACUUUCUGACUAUGGCAUUUCUCGACAAUCCUUCCAUGAGGGUGCGCUGGGGGUCGAGGGCACACCGGGUUACCAGGCUCCUGAGAUCCGACCAGGCAUCGUGUAUGAUGAGAAGGUGGACAUGUUCUCCUAUGGUAUGGUGCUGUAUGAGCUGCUGUCUGGGCGAAGGCCAGCACUGGGACAGCACCAGCUUCAGAUAGCAAAGAAGCUCUCCAAAGGCAUACGGCCGGUGCUGGGCAGUCCAGAGGAGGUCCAGUUCCACUGCCUCCACAGCCUGCUGACUGAAUGCUGGGACACCAAGCCUGAAAAGAGGCCGGUGGCCAUGCAGUGUGUGAGGCAGAUGCAGGAGCCCACCUUCCCCUGCCUCAGGUAUAUAUUGUCCUGUGACAGUCAAUCACAGCUCUUCCUGUCCCAGCUGCAGGGAUACAGUGCUGUGUUCUGGUGCGGAGACAAGGACAACAGGAACUACAGUGUGGUGAAUGUGGAGAAGGGCCAGGUGGAGGUGAAGAGGAUGUCCUGUCCAGGCAGCAGGAUCAGCUGUCAGAUGAAAAUGUCUAACACUCUGUGGAUGGCCACUGAGGAGCAGGAAGUAUUUAUCUACAGUCUGAAGGACAUGUGUCCACUCAGUCAACCCCAGAAACAGUUCUCCUGUCCAGCUGUCAUCACCUGCCUGUUCCCUGUUCCAGCAAUAGAACAGAGCCUGGACAGAGUGUUUGCGGGAAUGUCUGACGGCCUGUUGGCGGUGUACAGCUUGGUGGAGGAGCUUCCUCUGGAGGGGGAAACCUACCUGUGUUCACACACCCUCAACAAAACCGUGUUUGGUCUGAAGGACUCAGAUCCCAGACAGAGACCCUACGCAGUCAGGAGCAUGGCCCUGGUCAGCAGUGGUUCGCAGUUAUGGUUCUCCAAUGGUCCGGGUGUGCUGGUCAUCGACUGUCUGAGUCUUAAGGCAGUUCGGAGGCUGGAGCCCUACAACCCGCCGUCCUCCAUCGUAUCCAUGGCAACCAGCUUCAGUCUGUGGGGAGAGGAGGCGGUCUGGACCCUGGAUGACCACAUCAACACCCUGCUGCUCUUUCAUGCUGCUUCCUAUGAGCUCUGUGCCAAGUACUGCUGCAGUGACAGCAACCCUCUACGAGACAUCUUCACUGUGCAGCGUCCUGCCGGGGUUACCAUGGUGACAGCCACUGACCUGAAGACCACGGACCAAGAAGAGAAAGUGGAAUGGACUAAUGGAGAGGUGACACUGAUCUACAGUGAGGAUGCAGGCACUCAGAUCAUCCAGCACCAGGAUUCAAUGACAGACUACUGCUCCAUCUCAUCCAACUGCUCCCUGGAGCCUCUGGGGUCAGACUGUUCCAACUCCGCCGACCUUGGUUCAUUAUCCACCCAUUGCAGCGUGGCACAGCCGGCAGACCAGGAUGGGACGGACAUCAGCCAGGACCAGCAGCUGUUCACCAGUCCUGAUCUGGACUCUACAGAGACUGUGAACCCCACAGUGCCUCAGCUGCAAGCCUUCAGUGUGCUGCCAGUGAAUGGAUCUUUGUGGAUCCCCAGGCGUGGAGGUGAUGUGAUGGUCAUUGAGAUGCAGCCACAUGGCGAUCAGCUGAGGGGGCGUGUCAUCGCCGUCCUCAGUCCACCUGGAUGUUCCUCUUUGGGGAUCCUGGAGGAGGCAGCACUAGUGGCAAAGGACACAGUUGUAUGUGGCUUUCAUAAGGAAAACAUGGAGUGGUGCCUGUGUGUCUGGAGGGGCUGGGGCUGCCGCGAGCUGGAAGUCUUCUACCAGUCCUACGAGGAACUGGGCCGCUUGGAGACCAGCAUGAGGAAAAGAAGGUAGCUGUUGUGCUGCGACAGCGAGGGCGCAGAAUCGCAGCUCUGUACGGAGGGCGAGCCGACGGGAAUACGCACCGACAGACUGCCAGUGUUCAGAGAAGGGGUGGGGUGGGGGGGAAUGCUGACAUCAGGGCAACUGAGGAGGGGGGAGGAGGUCGGGCCAUAAGGGCUGAGCCUCAAGCUGUGCACAGUGGUUAUAUCCCUUCACUACAUACCUCAGCACCUAUAAUAUGUUAAGACCUGAAAAAUCAGUAAUCUCACAGCAGACAUGAAAAGCCAUAAACCUGAGUCACAGAUCAAGGUUGCCAGAACAAAACUUUUUAGUAAGUGACUUUACUUAUGCACAAAGGUUUUAUUGUUGGUUGCAGUCUCAUAUUUAGUGCUAUUUGCCAUAUUUGGUCAGUUUGGUAUGACUGGGAUUCAGUUCAAGAUGUGGUGGACUGUUUGAAUCUGAUUCCAGCUGCAGUCUAUUGUUUAUUCUUUCUGUCUAUUUCAGUCUUCCUUCAUUUAACAACUCCAGUCUGCAACCUUAUGCAAUUUGGAAGUGACGCUGGAUGAGGACAUUUUUAAAGGGACAAGUAUUGACUGUUUUUUAAAAGGAACUGGCGGGAUGAAGCUGCUGGUUAACAGCUGUGUUCUACAAACAGACAGCAGGUUGUAGAUGGGUGGAUGGCAGCGACACUGACACUCUCACACAAACUCAGAACACAGUGUUCCUCUCUUUUCCAGUGUAUUUUAGCUCUAAACUGUGCCAUAUGAAUCUGCAUGCCAGCUACAGCUCCCACUGUUACCAAAGUGGCUUGCAAGCAACAAACUAACAUCUGUGUUCUGUGCAACAUUAUGCAACAGACCAGUUGUUCCCAGCUUUUGCCAUUAAGAGUUUUUGGCAGGUUCUUACAGAUAAAACACUUUCUUUUAAAUGAAGCUCCUUUUUGGCUUCAGACUUGCCUUCUGUUCCUCUGGCAUCAUUUUCAGUGUAAAAAAACAUGAAAUAUGUUCUUGGGGUUUGACCUCUCUAUUAAGCAGAAAGUGAUGUAGACAUAAUGCAGAAGACAGAAGCUGGUGCAUGUGCACAUUUUACAUAAUGUAGACAACAACAUUGGCUCAGUACGUCCAUGUUGGAUGUUGUUUCCUUGGUUGUCUUUAUUAAAACAACAUGCUGUGAUGAAUUCUCUCAGCUGCAGUUUGUUUGGCUGGGCUGUAAACAGAUCCACCAGUUGUUCUUGUUCUGUUGUAUUUGACAGAGUAACUGGCCAAGGAGUGUUGGCUGUCCCCAGUGGCCAGUGCAGGUAUAAUUUCAAACAGAACUUUGGGAUGUUUUAUUAAAAUACACAUGAUGUUACAACCAGGUGCUCAAUCUUUACCAUCCCUUACUGUAUAGUAGAUUAUACCAGUCGAUGUUAGUCUGUUGAGAAUACUUUCAGAAACUCUGAUCAAAGAAACCCCUGAAGGGAAAGCCCACUCUGUUACAGAUGUUAGAGGAACAGAGUUUAUCUAUAAGAGAGAGGGAACGACUUUGGCUCUGUGUAGGCUAAGCCGUAGCUGAAUAAGUCAAAUACCUUUUAAAGUGUAUCAUGUGUGUCAGUGCAUUUGCUUUGAGACCUCACCCGCCAGGUCUGUAAUCACAUGGGAUCCUACUGACAGAUAAAAUGUUUCUUACCAGAUCAUAUCAGUUAUUUCCACAGCAGCACCCAUAAUCGGACUGCAAGAAAGGGAAGCAAAAACACAGGGAAAAUGUAAGAAAAAUGUAAGAAAAAUAACCUAAAUGCAUGGGACUCAUGCUAAUUUUAUUAGAUGAGGUCACUUUAAAGAUCAUUUCCAGUCAUUUUUACAUUAGAGACGUGGCAGAUUCACAUGGGAUCAAAAAGGCACGAUGCCGCUGAUCAACAGGGCUUAGAAGAUCAAUGCUCCCCACGUGGUUUUACAUAUUUAAAGCAACACUAUGUAACUUUUGCUGAGCAGCAGCAGCCUAAACAGCCACGGGUGGUAAUUAGGUGCAGGACUCUGGCACAUUUAAUUCUGUCAGGCUGAAUCUGAGCAGUUGGGAGCAACACACUCCCUAGAAGCUAAAAGCUCAAAGAAAGCCUGAACUGAAACAUGGCAGAAUGAUGUAUAUUCCUAAUGAUCCACAGCUUCCAGUACCAGAAGUGCUGCUGGUAUAACAAAGACACCAAACUCUGUUUAGAUUUCUUAAUAUUUUAAUUUGCUAGGCCUGAUUUCGGCAUUCGCUGCCCAAUCAACCCAAGUGCAAGGCAUUUGUGGCUCGGAGUGGGAAUGACAGAGGCAUCAUUCUCCCUGUUAUUUUAAGGUAAAACAGUGGAAAUGAUGUUGCUUUAAAUCUUUUUAUUAUUGUUAUUAUUCCAUCCAAAAUAGUUUUAUUGACUUACAUGAGCACAUUUGCAGUUCUACAGUUGUCAGUAAAGACAUGUACAGUCCAGGGCAGCCUUUACAUAAGGCAGAAGUUAUUUAUUUAUCAGAAUGUGAAAUGAAAGUAUAUUGCAAUAGAAGUUGUUGUGUACCUGAUCACUGUACAAUAUUUUACUUAAUAAAGUUCUUAUGAUAAUUCUGUUAAA
Lates calcarifer (barramundi perch) is the source of this 9351-nucleotide messenger RNA. It is a transcript of the gene lrrk1, whose product is annotated as leucine-rich repeat kinase 1. Gene Ontology annotation, molecular function: protein binding; protein kinase activity; ATP binding. The record is from RefSeq and is a predicted model, not a curated record. Lineage: Eukaryota; Metazoa; Chordata; Actinopteri; Centropomidae. Gene Ontology annotation, biological process: protein phosphorylation.